Messenger RNA from Alternaria arbusti, 1959 nucleotides. RefSeq lists its product as uncharacterized. The transcript is spliced from 3 exons. Gene Ontology annotation, biological process: attachment of GPI anchor to protein. The coding region runs from base 1 to 1959 and encodes 652 amino acids. Lineage: Eukaryota; Fungi; Ascomycota; Dothideomycetes; Pleosporales; Pleosporaceae. The record is from RefSeq and is a predicted model, not a curated record. Gene Ontology annotation, cellular component: GPI-anchor transamidase complex; membrane.
AUGGCGCUCUUGUGUGAGUUCUGCUCUGGCGCCUCGAUACUGGCGCUCCGGCAAGAUAAACGCCUGCUCAAGCUACCGCCUUACCUCUCCGCGCUCUGCAUCAUCAUUGGAAUAGGGUGGUUGCUGGUUCUUCCGCUAAACGACUACUCGCGCAGGACAUAUGUCUCCGAGAACGCGCUCUUGCCUGGACAGGUACACACCUACUUUACUGGAAGCGAGCACAAUGUGUUCCGCGCCUAUCGCCAUGAGGUCCAUGGAUUGAUGGAGAAGCCUGUCGCUGAGCGCUCACAGCGACUCGAAGCCAUCUUCCGCGAACAGAACCUCAAAGUCGCAACCCAGCACUACAACUACACCGUCUCGAACCAAACAAUCGCAAACGAAAAUGUCUACGCUAUCCUCCAGGGGCCCCGCGCGGAUGCCACCGAAGCAAUUGUGCUGAUUGGAGCUUGGAAGAACAUGGCAGACGAGGUCAACAACUCUGGUGUCGCAUUGGUCCUCACACUGGCGCGCUACUUCAAGCGCUGGAGUCUAUGGAGCAAGGACAUCAUCCUGCUCAUUCCCGGCGACAGCACGAUCGGAUCCCAGGCUUGGGUCGAUGCAUACCACGAGGCCCACGAUACGCGUUACGUCGAGAGCUUGAAGAUCAAGAGCGGGGCACUACAAGGAGCGGUCGCAGUCGAUUAUCCUGCUGGUCCAUGGGGUCACCGAUACGACAAACUGCAUGUGGUGUAUGAUGGCAUAAACGGUCAACUUCCCAACCUGGAUCUGUUCAACACCGCGGUCCAGAUCGCCUCCAGCCAAAUGGGCAUCGGCUGUGUGAUCCAACGGAUGUGGGACCACAAGGACUCAUACAAGGAGCGUCUUCAGACUAUGCUUCGAGGCAUGCUCUCGCAAGGCAUUGGCCAUGCGACCGGACCCCAUUCAUCUUUCAUUCCAUACCACGUCGACGCGAUUACACUGGUGACAGUCGGAAACGGGUGGCACGACGAGAUGUCGCUGGGCAAGACGAUCGAGUCGCUUUUCCGAAGCUUGAACAACCUUCUUGAACACCUGCACCAGAGUUUCUUCUUCUAUCUUUUGUUGCAAGACAAGCGUUUCGUCAGCAUCGGCACAUACCUUCCCUCUGCCAUGCUAAUUGCGUUCAACUUCAGCAUCGCAGCCAUGGCAUUGUGGGUAAAGAGCGGACGUACCACGAAGCCCAUUGGUAACCCCGCAGCCACGAACCCCAAGAAGGCUCCCGUCGAGAAGCCAUCUCCCGCAGACACCAAGGCAAAGGAUCCAGAAGUCAAUGAGAAAUCUGAAGGUGAAAAGAAGCCUGAACCUGAACAACCAGCAACAGAACUCGUCGAAAAAGACGGCUCCUUGGCCAUUGUCCCCGUAGCCAGCACAACGAUAACAGAACGCCACCUCCUCUUCCCCCUCAUACUUGUCCUCGCCGCCCACGCCUCCGGUCUGAUUCCCCUCUACCUAUUCAGUAACUGGGACGCCGACCACCUCCCCAACCUCUUCCUUACAGCCUGCAACGUUACCACGCUCGCCCCGCUCAUCAUAACCUUCCUCUUCUGGUGGUCUGCUCCUGAUGUCCUUACCCCGCAAGCUCUCUGCCUAUUCCAAUGUUUCUCGUUGCUGCUACUAGGCAUGUUCCUCGCGGCACUGGCGACGUUGAACUUUAGUUUGAGUGUCUUGGUUGGUGUGCUGUGUGUACCGUUGAGUUAUGUACGCAGGAGUGGUAACAACAGCAUCACAGGGCUGCAGAUGUUGAUUUUGGCCAUGACGAAUCCCCUCCUGGUUGUGCAGACUGCAACCAAGCUGCUGGGAGUGGGUCUUAUGGACGUGCUCAUGCAGAGUGCCAUUGGAUGGCACAUUUGGGGCAUGUGGACGCAGGUUGUUGUUUGGUUAGUCUGGUUCCCUGCGUGGUUGGUGGGAGCUUUGGUGGUUUCCGCUGGAUUCUGGCAAUAG